AUGGGCUUCGUCGCGAUAUGUACCGCCAUCUACGACUACCACCCGCAGAGCACUGGCGAGCUAGAGAUCAAGGAGGGGGAACUGUUAUAUAUCCUCGAAAAGAGCACCGAGGAUGACUGGUGGAAGGCGAAGAAGAAAGCUGCUGGAGACGAUGAUGACGAACCUGAAGGCUUGAUUCCGAACAACUAUGUCGAAGAUGCAAAGCCUGCCCAUACCGCCAAAGCACUCUAUGACUACUCUCGACAGACAGACGAGGAAGUCUCUUUCGCGGAGGACGCUAUACUGAACGUCUACGAUACCUCCGAUCCCGAUUGGACCCUGGUUGGGAUCGGUGAUGAUUUUGGUUUUGCGCCCGCCAACUAUAUCGAGAUCUCAAGCACAGCCGCCGCCGCCGCCGCCGCUGCUGCUCCUGCUGCUCCUGCUCCUCCUCUACGGUCCCCCUCUGUACGAUCAAGAGCAUAUUCCAACCCACCGAUAGCUGAGCCAGAGGCCCCCGCAAGUCCGAUCUCUCCGGCUAGAUCAGUGCAUAGUCCUGCCGCGAAUCUGGCACGCGUCUUGGGAGGAGGAGCUCCCACUUCCCCGACAGCUGCUCGACCAAUAUCUUCUCCGCCACCUGCGAUCCCGCGUCAACAGUUCACUCCAGAUGCCUCGGACGAAGAAGAGCCUGCGCCGGCCCUCCCGCGACGACCUACAUCUACAUCGCACGAACCAUCUCAAGGCCCACUUCCUUCUCCUCCUUACAAUCGCGCCAUCCCACAGCCGGAAGAUGAGGAGGCUGCGUUCCGAUCGCCUGGCGGUUUUCACCUGUACAAUAUUAGUGAAAUGGUUUCAGCCAUGGGGAGAAGGAGAAAAAUGCCGACAACGUUAGGCAUCAAUAUUGCAACGGGUACGAUCAUGCUCGCUCCCGAAAGGUCAAGAGAUGGGCCAUCACAAGAAUGGACUGCAGAUAAGAUGACGCACUAUUCUAUCGAGGGGAAACACGUCUUCAUUGAGCUGGUCAGGCCAAGCAAAAGUCUAGAUCUGCACGCUGGUGCAAGGGACACGGCAGAAGAGAUCGUGUCUGCGCUGGGAGAAAUUGCGGGUGCUCAGCGGGCCGAAGGUCUUCGGGAAGUCAUCACCGCUGCCAGCAGUGGCGGCACCCACAAGAAGGGAAAGGUUCUCUACGAUUUCAUGGCUCAAGGCGACGAUGAAGUAACAGUCGGCGUCGGAGACGAGGUCAUCAUACUCGAUGACACUAAAUCUGAAGAAUGGUGGAAUGUAAGGCGCCUGAAGAACGGCAAAGAAGGCGUCGUGCCCAGCAGCUACAUUGAGGUUACCGGGUUUACAACGAUAGAGCCACCUUCGCGCUCUGGCGCCAAUGCUGGUUUGUCUGUGAUAGACCAGAAUCGACUUGAGGAAGAACGUCUGGCAAGAGAGGCGGCUAAAGCUGAAAAAGCCCGUCAGGAUGCGGAGCUCGCGAGAUCUCGCAGUGAAAUUCCUCAACGCGGCAGUAGCCUCGCCGAUGAACGACCUCGCCGGCGGGGCCGGAGAGAGAGAGAUGGGCGGGAAGGGGGUCGGUCGAAGCCAGAUCCUGCCAAAGUAAGGACCUGGACCGACCACUCAGGGACGUUUAAGGUUGAAGCAGAGUUCUUGGGAGUUACCGGUGGCAAGAUCCAUUUGCACAAGGUCAAUGGUGUCAAGAUCGCCGUUCCCGUAACGAAGAUGUCACCUGAAGACCUUGACUAUGUUGAGCAGGUAACAAACGAACCGAUCGAGGAGCACAUUCCAGUGGCUGAUUUGAUCAAGAUGAAACAUCGAAAUCAAGAACACUCUAACACUCGGAGCGGAGCCAGCGUUGACGCCAGGGCGACGGAACAACCGAAAAUACCCGAAUAUGAUUGGUUUGAUUUCUUCCUCGAGGCGGGUGUUGGCCCUCAUCAAUGCGACCGAUAUGCUCAGGCCAUGAUCCGGGACUCGAUGGAUGAAAGUGUCCUUCCCGAUAUCACACCUGAAACUCUGCGGACCUUGGGUUUCAAGGAGGGCGAUAUACUGAAAGUCAUGAAGUUUUUAGAUCAGAAAUUUGCGCGAACACGAGCUCCGACGACGAACGGGAUCAACGGGGAAUCAGCACAGGGCGGCCUAUUCUCGGGUCCAGGUGGAACUUUGCAUAACAACACACGCAGAGGCAGGCCAGAGACGGCUCGGUCAACAAGCGAUAUUGUCGACGCGGAUGCCUUCACACCGAAAGAGGAAGAGAAGAGGCCACCCUCGGAUGCCAGGCCCACACCUCUUACUCAGGCGCCUCCGAGGGAGCCCGUCAAGAGUGGUUUUGACGAUGAUGCUUGGACAGUCAAGGCACCUACUCACCCUCCCGCCGCCUCACAACCUACUGCUGCUCCUGCUGUUGCCACUCCACCACCAGGGCCCAGGCCUCCUACGGGAGCAACGAAGGAUUUAUCUUCCCUGCUCGAUGGACCGCUACCGGCUCCUCUUCAGCCUACUCCAGCCCCUGCUCCUGCGCCGGUUCAACAGCCACCACCACCACAGCCUCAACCGCAGCCUGCCCCCGCACCUGUACUAUCGCCUCCUGUUCAGCAACCCCAACAGAUCGGUGCCAAUCCUGCUUUUUUCUCGCAACUAAACCAACAACCCGCACAACUGCAGCCUCAGGUGACUGCCUUCCAAUCGCAGCAACAGUUAAACAUCCCCCGACAGCGACCAUUAGCACCACAGCAAAGCUUUACCGGUGCUGGAUUGCUCCCGCCUCCCCCUCGCCCGACUUCCGCUCCUCAAAAUCCUCAACAAAACCAGUUCGGACUGCAACCAUUGCAACCACAACUGACAGGUAUUCCACGGGCAUCUGCUCUGCAAGCUUCUCCUGGGCAAAGCUUGAACGAUCUCUCGCAACAACGGCUGCAGCAGCAAUUUCAACAGUUGCAGUUGCAGCCUCAGGCUACCGGUUUCAUUCAACCAAAUCAAGGUAUUGGACAAUUUGGAUUGGCUCCACAACCUACAGGUUUCCAACAGUCGCAGCAAUUUGGCCAGUUCCAACAGCAGCCGUAUAUUAAUGGGAAUGCAGCCGGAAGUCCUUUUGCAGAUCCUCGACCACCUUUCCAGCCCCAACCGACAGGAAUACCAUUUCAACAAAGCCCGCCACCGGGCGGCAUCAACACGGUUCUCCCACCAGCACUCCAACCACAAAGGACAGGGUUUAUGUCUCCUCCCCCACAGCCGCAGAUCAACGGGUUUGGUCAAAAUCUCCAAUCACAGGCAGGGUUCCCUCAGCCGGCACCGCUUCAACCUCAGCAAACGGCCUUUCAGCAGCCACUGCAACCACAACCCACCGGCUUUGGACAAGCGCCGCAGCAGAAUGGAUUCGGGAACUUCCAAACGCCACCAGUGCCACCGAUGCCAACUCUUCCUCAACUUCCCUCCAUCGCACCUUUGCAGCCGCAAAAGACGGGUCCCGCUCCUCCCGUGAAAUUUGGCGUUCCUGAAGCCAAGAAGUUGACCCCUCAGCCAACGGGAAGAAGAGCAAACCUUGCCAAUGCGACUGCACAAAAUCCAUUCGGUUUUUGA
Cladophialophora psammophila CBS 110553 is the source of this 3558-nucleotide messenger RNA. RefSeq lists its product as uncharacterized. The record is from RefSeq and is a predicted model, not a curated record. The transcript is spliced from 2 exons. Gene Ontology annotation, molecular function: identical protein binding; protein-macromolecule adaptor activity; cytoskeletal protein binding. Lineage: Eukaryota; Fungi; Ascomycota; Eurotiomycetes; Chaetothyriales; Herpotrichiellaceae. The coding region runs from base 1 to 3558 and encodes 1185 amino acids.